Messenger RNA from Meloidogyne enterolobii, 882 nucleotides. Lineage: Eukaryota; Metazoa; Nematoda; Chromadorea; Rhabditida; Meloidogynidae. The record is from the annotation of a GenBank genome assembly.
AUGUGGAGGAAAAACCGUUCCAAAGAGCGCUGUGUUACUGACAGUCACAAUACUGAACGUUGCUGCAUGGUGUUAAUAUUAUUACAAAAUUUAAAAAUUAAAUACUAUUCACAGGGUGUUGAUUUAAAUAGAAAUUUUGCUUUUAAAUUUGCUGGUAAUUUUUUCAAAAAUUCUCAAAAAAUUUUUUUUAAUAAAAUAGAGGGCGGCACAAGCUUCUUCCCCUGCUCAGAAAUCUAUCACGGACCAAAUGCUUUUUCCGAACCGGAGAGUCGCGCCGUUCGAGAUGCUAUAAUGGAGGGGGAUUUGAAGGGAAGAAUUCCUGGGCUGAUUUCAAUGCAUGCCUACUCUCAACUUUGGAUUUAUCCGUACUCACACAGGAGGCACUCAUAUCCCCCUGAUGUUGAGGAUUUGAAAGCAGUUGCUCGUCGUGCAGUUACCGCCAUAGGAGACAAAUUUGGAACAAAUUAUCAAUAUGGAACAGGACCCGAGACUAUAUAUUGGGCAAAGGAAACAGCAAAAAUAAAAUAUUCUUACACUGUGGAAUUAAGGCCUUCCUUUUGGUCGUGGAACGGCUUUGUAUUGGACCGUUCUCAACUAAUUCCAACAGCUAGGGAGACGUUUGACGGUGUUUUGGUUGUUUUAGAAACAAUUUCGAGUAGUGGCAAAGCAAUUAUAAACAAUUCCUUUGGCUCAAAACGUUCAAUUUCACCAUUAUUUCCACCAUCCCAAAAUUUCAACAAAAAAGAAAAGGCAACAAAAUUGUCAAGUUGUUUCGACGCUGUAGAACACUGUCCAAUAUGGAUAAAGGCAAAUCCGCAAAUCUGCAGCGAUUCAAAAACUUCAAUGUUGAGGGAAUGUAGAAAGUCUUGUAAAUUUUGUUGA